AUGGCGGUGCAACAUGGCGGGCUCCAUGGACGCUAUGUGAACAGAGAAGAGGAAAACGAGCCUCCAGAUGGACACGGUGGCGGCGGCGGCGCCUUCUUCGCUCUGCGGAGCUGCCACCGGCUGCUGCAUGGCGAUGACAGCGGCGAGUUCUUCUCCCCGGACUACCUGUGCUCCAACCCGUCUCUGUGGUGCAACUGGACCGUCCAGGUGGAUCCCGGCAAGAGGAUCCACCUCCACCUGGAGGACUUGACCCCCGAUGACGCCUGCCACCUCAAACAGGACGAGAUCCACGUGGACGACCCCGCCGCCCGCUCCGGGGGUCACAAGGUCCUGCAGAAGUGCUGGCGCGAGGCCAAGUACACUUCCUCCUCCGACACUCUGCAGGUGGUGCUGCUGAUUGGCGGCUGGCCCCACCUGCCCUACAGGGGCUUCUACGGCCGCUACCAUGCGUUUGGACCGCCGGUGAUGUACAACCCUCAGGACGUCUCCGAGUCAGAACCAGGUCUCGCACCAGAACUGGACGGAGAACAGAUGGAGUCCGAUUCAUCAGAGCAUCCACCAACAGCACAUUCUGAUGUGUUUGAUUAUUAUGAUUCAGCCAUGACUGCUGAGCUGCCCUGGGGCCCCGAGGGGCCCGAGGAGGCGGCGGACACAGACGCUGAGUUUGGUGAGAACCUCCAUCCAGCCUCGGGGAACUACAGUCAUGUAAACCCGUCCUUGACCGAACCCACAGUGCCAUCAUCCACCCAGGGGACCUCCCGAUGGGGAAGAGGUGUCUCUCACACCCCUUCAGGUCUCUCGGACUCAGACGUCCACCCUGAGUCUCCACAGCAGCAGCUACAGGAAGACGACCAUCAAAACCAUGAGCUCAAACCCACUGAUCGCUCUGAUCGAUCCGGAGCAGCCGUACGACGGAACGUGGAGGAAGCGUCCGUCCGUCCAGAGGAUGAGAGAGAUGAACAGAACCGGUCCGAGGAGGUAAAACCUGCCGCUGGUUCAGACGGGGAGAACAGGACAGAGGUCGGUGAGGCCUCAGACCAGCGACCCUCCUCCUCUGAAGGCCCAGAACCAGGGGAGACCGAACAGACUCAUCCUCACCCCAACAUGGUGGAGCCGCUGUCGGACCACAGAGGGAACCUCAAUGUUAAGAAUCACUCUGAAAUCCCACAUCUCCCUGGAGAUCACCUGUUUGAGGCGGCUGUUGAGGUGAACUUCAGUCAGGAUUUCGAGGAGCCCUGGGACAACCUGGCCAGGUCACUGCUGCUGUCAGUCAAGGCUUCGAUCAGCGAGCAGCUGGAGGCUCUGCACACACCACUGUCCAUGUCGUCUAAAAGAAUAAAGAGGCUGAAUGCAGGAGUGCUGUACAUCCUGUGGCUGCAGAUCGGACAGGGGCUCGGGAGUCAGCAGGUGCACAGGGCCGUCCACGCCGCCAUGCAGGGCCUCAUCGCCACGUCUGUGGGCCUCAGAGGAACCCACAGGAAGGCCGUCAUCGUCUCCGUGUCGACCGCAGAUGUAAACGAGUGUGGGACCCAGCUGGUGCUGUGUGAUGUGAACGCAGACUGUGUGAACCAGUUCGGCUCGUACUCGUGUCGCUGCAGGCCGGGCUUCCUGGACCAGUCCCGUCUGGGAUCAGGAGGAACCGUGUGUAUGGACGUGGCGGCCGCAGGUUGCGGCUCAGGCCUGUCGGCUGAGACUAAAGGCAUCUACGUGCUUUUCUUCCUGCUCAGCUCCUUCAUCCUGAUGCUGCUGGCGGCGGCCGGCGCGCUGUACCGCCGCCACCACCGGGGGAUGUUCCUGGUCCGUUGCCACAGCAGCAGCAGCGUCUCUCCUCCUGACCCCAACAACAACCAGCACCAUCAUCACGACGGCUACUCCAGCCCCCAUGACGCCGACCUGCCCCCACCACCCCCGCCCGCCCGGGGCCCCAGAGAGGGCUGGCCCCAGGUGAAGGAGCGCUGCCCGGCCAUGGACCUGCCGCUGCUUCGCUUCAGCCCUCUGCUGCCGCCGGACGGCUACCUGGAGCCACGGGAGGGAGGGAAGAUGUGAACAUAUCUUAACUCCAUUCAUUAAAAUCUCUUUUCAUUUAGUUUUCCUUGACUUUGUGUCUGAAUGUCCGAUUCUCUUCACUGUAAACUGAAGAAUUAA
Messenger RNA from Seriola aureovittata, 2145 nucleotides. RefSeq lists its product as uncharacterized. Lineage: Eukaryota; Metazoa; Chordata; Actinopteri; Carangiformes; Carangidae. Bases 1 to 2046 code for a protein of 681 amino acids. The transcript has 10 exons. The record is from RefSeq and is a predicted model, not a curated record. Gene Ontology annotation, molecular function: calcium ion binding.